Pygocentrus nattereri (red-bellied piranha) is the source of this 5340-nucleotide messenger RNA. Its product is annotated as cytospin-A. The transcript has 12 exons. Lineage: Eukaryota; Metazoa; Chordata; Actinopteri; Characiformes; Serrasalmidae. The record is from RefSeq and is a predicted model, not a curated record. Gene Ontology annotation, molecular function: protein binding. The coding region runs from base 106 to 1692 and encodes 528 amino acids.
GUGUGAGAUGCGCUCGAGCUUCAUCUGCACGGAGACGAUGGAUGAGUUUUGAAACGAGCGGCGAACCGGAGCGAGUUAGCCAAACAGGGAGAGCUGACCUGCAGUAUGGGGAACUACUCUGGCAAGGAGCGGCAUGGAUCCCCAGGUACUCCCUCUGACUCAUUCCAGACUCCUCCCACCUCUCCUCUUACACUCAUUUUACCCCCCAAAACACACCCACUUUCCAGCCCCGCCCCCUCAGACCCCACUCCCACGCCUGGCGGGACAUCCUGCCCCGUGAUUGGCCCAGGAGGCUCGCCAUCAGCAGAAAAAACAGGAAGUGAACACUUGAAGGCCCCUCCGUCUCCCAAAAAGGUCAACAGCCUUCCCGUAAGCCCCUGCAGGCAGAGGAGCCUGGAAGACAGCAGUGUGAGUACUACUGUAGCUCCACCCACUGUGACUCUACCUACUGUAGACCCAGCGACUGUGACUCUACCUACUGUAGCCCCACCCUCUGUAGCUCUGCCCAAGGGCAGCAGUGUGUGCGAGGGAGUGGUGGAGCAGGGGCUCCUGCAGGAGUGUGUGGUCGCCCUGGGCAUCAGCAGUACAGAGGAGAGAACACACACGCUGACAGAUCUGCUGAGGUGUUUUCUGAUGGAGAGGGAGCAGAUGAAGGAGGAGUUGAGGAGUCUGAAGGAAAAAAUACAGACAGAGCGUAGUGAGUGGCUGCAGUUCCAGUCUGACCUGCAGGUGGCGCUGGUGGUGGCGGACAGACUGAGGGCAGAAGCGGAAGAAGACCUGAUCGGGCUCAGAGAGGCGCGGCUGGACUGGGAGAGGCAGCUGUCCGACGCUCAGCAGGGACGGAGGGAGGUUGAAGGUCAAGUGGGGCGGUUAAAGGCAGAACUGGAGCAGUGCAGACAGAGACUGAGCCAAAAGAAGGAACCUCCAGGCCAGCAGGGGGCACCACCAACUCUCCCUAGAGGCAGAGAAAAGGGUUCAGUUGAAGGAUGUUGGAAGAGUUCUGGAAUUGGAGGGAGAUGGAAGGAAGAAAGAGGGAGAGGAGAGAAAGAGAAAGGAGAGAAAGACAGAGAUAGUACAGAAAGGUCAAGAAGCCUAUCCAGACUUCCCUCAGACCCCCCUGCCAAUGUAGUAAAUGGUAUAUCCCAGACAUCUGUACCGCUGACCUCAAGAUCUAUCAGUAAGAACAACAACCCAGCCAGAGAGAGACUGAUUUUGGACCAACAGGACAACCUGAUCAAUUUAUAUAAAGAUAAAAAGGAUGAGACUUUAUCCCAUUUGUCAAGUUCCCCUCUCAUAGAUCUUCCUCCAAACAAGGCCGGCAGGACAAAGCCUCAGGAGGACUUCAGUAAGCUGUUGCGACGUCACGGCGGCUCCAAACGGAACUCAUUACUGCGCUGGUGCCAAAACCGAACCGUUGGAUACUCGAAUAUUGAGAUCACUAACUUCAGCAGCAGUUGGGUGGAUGGUUUGGCCUUCUGUGCAGUUUACCACACCUACCUCCCCUCACACAUACCAUACAACACACUCAGUACAGAGAACAAGAAAGAAAACCUCCUACUGGCGUUUCAAACUGGAGAGAGUGUUGGAAUCCCUGCCUCACUGACAGUGGAGGAGAUGUUGAAAGCCGAGGGUCCCGACUGGCAAAGAGUUCUGGGAUACGUGGAGAGUAUAUAUCGCCAUUUUGAGAUGUGACUCCUCUCCAGACUGAUUGAGAUCCCACAUUGUUUGCUCUGGACCACCUUUGGACCCCUUAGGAUUUCCAGGCAUGUUACAGACGUCUCAGAAGGUCACUAAGGCAUCACUAGUCCACAUUUUCACCCUCCGCAAACUUUAUCCAGUAACCAGCGUCCUGCAGCUGUCCACUGCUGUUUCUGAGAGUGGCUCAGAUUUAGGACAUGCUGGGGGGCCGCUUUGAAGUCUACUUUAAAGGACGACUUUUAUGCAUAGCAUAUAAUGAGGGGAUUCGGGAGUUUCUAAAGCAAACUUGACCCUCAGCUUGAACAAGGAGACUUGUGUUUCUUGUUGCUGUGUGGCGCCCUCUGCUGGUUACAGCAUGAAUGUAUUGUCAUUUUAAAGAAAUAGUUCCGUCAAAAAGGUUUAUGUUGAAAAGCGUAACAGAAAAGGAAUAGCCAUCAAUUAGCAUCAUGCAAAAGAGCCAGUGUCUACUAACCUCCAUUCACUAUUAGCAUCAAGUAGCACGUACUACGGUCAAGUUAUUCCUUUAAGCCUUUUCUCAAUAGAACUCACACUGAGAUGCAGUUUAUGAGAUAAUUUUUGGCAUUUUUGCAUUUAAGUCAAAGCAGCAAUAAUGCAGUACUGUGCCAUCAACUUUUCAACAUUUCUGCAUGAUUAAAUGGUUAAGAUGGCAACAAAGUCAUUUUGAGUGGUUUGAAAACUUACCAAACUUAGAAUUAUUCACUCUGGUGGUGACGGGAACCAGACGUCUGAAGAGUUUACUGCCUCCUAAAGCUCCCUGACAGAAAGUUAUUACAUGAAAUGGUUGUAAAUACAGCUUCUGAUUCCCAAGAUUUUAGUUAAGAGAUAAGGUUUUGGCCUAAAAGAUGUUUUUGUGGUGGAGACUUGAAAUUAUUUUCUAUCUCUAUUUUACCCUCAACAUCAACUUUAGACACAUCUAGGUUCACUGUUCAUUUUGGAUAGUAAAUAAAAUGGCUAUAUUUGUGGUGUGAACAUGGUGACCCCUGGUUCCUAUCAGCACCACUGUAAAGAAAUCUGAGCAAGCUUCGCUACGUUGAACCAUUUCUCAUCAGACCACUCUGGGUGACUUUGUUAAAAUUGAAUUAUACAACUGAAUAAUGCAGAAACUUUGAAAAAUUAAAGUCCCCCUGUGUUAACUUGCAUUUAUUUUGUUAGUGUAAUAUAAUAAGACGUUUGCACUGUGUUGUAAGUCAGGGUCCUUUAAGUCUCAGUGUGUCCAGGCACUGAUCGGGUUAACUGUGCAGCUGGGACCAGCCUGUUGGUUGUGUGCACCACACAUGAAUGAAAGACCACACUAAAUCAUGCCUUGUCUCAUCUCAGCUGUAUUUGAACAACUCUUCUCUGAAUGAGAGGGCCAAAUCUAUCACUCUGGUGCUGCCCAAACAUAAGAUGUCCAAACUCCAAUUCUAGAUGGACACUGGAGCACAAACCUUUUCCUCUGAUCUGGCCCACCUGAUUCAUCGUCUUCAAGUGAUUUUGCAAAUAAUCGAUGUGAACACUUUUCCCCCUUUACCCUGAAUGUAGCUGAACAGCCAAGAUAAGCUUGUCUGUUUACUUCUUCACACUGAAAAAGUGCUGCUUUGAAUUUACUUGAUUUAAACAUUUAAAUCGGUUCCGCAAGAAUACAAGACAUUCCAGCAACACAGUUCUUGCCAGAGGUAAUUACAAUGAGAAGUGCUGAUGUAACAUAUUUCAUUCAUGUAAAACCGAUGCACACAUUUAAAUCUAAUUAUUUCGAAGCAGCUUAGGUUUGAGCUACUUGAGCUACGAAGCUAAUGUAGCUAACAAGCAAUGGAAACUUAAAUGUACAUGUAAAUAGCAUCGUGCAAACCGCAUGUCUGAAUCAUGACACAUUUGCCUCAAACUGAGCUUUUUAUGUCAUAGUUAUAUCAAGAAACAUCGCAAAGACUUAAUUAUAUGGUCUCUGAUACUGUAUGGCAUCCUGUUAUGUAUAAACAUGGUAAAAAGUAUGGAACAGAGUCAAAAACCACAGAACCACUUCAUAUGAGAUUAAUUAAAGGGGAAAUCAUGAGAAACUGAAUAUUCCUGACUUUUUAAAAAAAGGAGUUUGAUGUAUUGUAAAAACAUUGUUUUCAAUUUUUUUUAAAAUUGGUAACGCUUUAUUUGAUGGCUACCUACAUAGGGAUGUCAUAGCGCAUGCAUAAGCACUAAAACUGCAAGACACUGUCAGCUAAAAAAUUAACAUUGUAUUGACAUGAGUUUUGUACUUUAACUCAUAUACAACUCUGUAGUAUUGAUAUAAAUGUCUAACUAGAUCUUCCUUGAUGAUGCUUCAUAAUAUUGUUAUAACUGGAACAACUUAUACCAUUUAAGGUGUCUUAUGUCAGUGCAGUGUCAUUUACUUCAUAGAGCACCUUAUUUUCUCGUGUUUAGUAGCAUAAGCUGGUCAUAAAUACUCAGAUAUUGCUUCAAAAAUAUGUUAUUCAGUGCUUAUGAAUGUGUUAUGUAGGUAGCUUUCAAAUAAAGUGUUGACAAAAAUUCUCUCAGUGCCUGGUCCAUACACUGCAAGAACAGCGUUUUAAAUUCAUUCUUUUGUGAUGUCACAAACCAAUACUUUUUAUAAACACAUUCAGUCUACGCAGUUUAGCCCCACCCAUUAAUGUGAUUUCAUGUGAAUUCAGAACCAUUGGCCAACUGUGCUUGGAAGUGGACCUCUGCAUUUAACCCAUCUGUGUAGUGAAACACCAACAUACAUGCACAUUAGUGAACACACGCACUAGGGGGCAGUGAGCACACUGGUGGGCAGCCCUAUCCAUGGCACUCAGGGAGCAGUUGGGGGUUAGGUGCCUUGCUCAAGGGUACUUCAGUCAUGUACUGACGGCUCAGGGAAUUGAACCAGCGACCUUCUGGCACAAGGCUGGUUCCCAAACCUCCAGCCCACGACUGCCCACACUGACUUUAUAAGGAGUGUUGCAGCCUGAACUGCUUUUUGUAUGAGGCAGCCAAUCACAACAAAGGUGAUUUACGUAUAUCAGUCUUUAGUGACACAGCCUGUUUAAGUGUAAAGGAUAAAUUGAGGUUGGAAAACGGUUGUGUAGAUAUGAAUUAUGGGGGGGGGGGGUUGAAGCAAACGUGAUGGUUCAGACCUGCAGUUUGUACAAUACUAAUUGGUGGGAUAUAACCUUAUAUUACCUGCUAGCAGCUUUGUAGCAAAGCUUCUGAUGCCAUAAUGUAAUGGCUGUUUGAACACAUUUGAGGUGAGGGGGUAACAUUGUGUACAUUUUAUUUGCCGAACUGUCGCUUUCAGCCUUAUCCGGAUCAGGAGUGGCAUUCCAGGCCUGUCCUGCUAUGAAUGUUGGGGGUAAAAGUGCUCCGUCAUGUUCGUACUGUGUGUAUAGUUUUGGUAUCUUACAGACCUCCAUAGAGGCACGUGGACAAAUCAGAGCAAGAAACAGAGAGGAGAGGAACAGUGGGCUUCCAAGUUUACUGCUACUUACUGCUGACCACAUGUGCCAAAAAUGCCAAUAAUCAAAUGCCAAAAAAACUGUUUAUUAAUAAAUAAGUGCCUGUCCAAGUGCCUUUAGUAUGAUGUAGAUGAUGAAAUAUCUUGUGCCAAAGUCAAUUAAUAAUAAUAAUGACAAUAAUAAACAAGUAUUUUCUUUA